Molecule: messenger RNA, 1543 nt
Organism: Populus euphratica (Euphrates poplar)
Lineage: Eukaryota; Viridiplantae; Streptophyta; Magnoliopsida; Malpighiales; Salicaceae
Product: Translin family protein
Exons: 7
Coding region: 70-957 (295 amino acids)
Molecular function (GO): sequence-specific DNA binding
Source: RefSeq, a predicted model, not a curated record
UUUUGAUGGAGAAAGCGUUCCAAAAAAAAAAAAACAAAAAAAACAAAAACAGGAAAAGAAGGCUAGGAGAUGUUAUUGACAAGACUCGCCUCCUGUACUGUCCACUGGCUCUUUACCAUGGCCUCGAAACCUAAACCUCAUCUUCUCCAUAAAGUUGCAGGGGGGGCGGCGGCGUUACAGAGCUCAGCGAAGAGAGCGAGGACAAUGAGCAGCACUUCAGAGUCUUCUUCUUCCUCCUUUAAGGACGCGUUUGGAAAUUACGCUAAUUAUCUCAAUAACCUUAAUGAUAAACGCGAAAGAGUGGUAAAAGCGAGCCGGGAUAUCACCAUGAACAGCAAAAAGGUCAUAUUUCAAGUUCAUAGAAUCAGUAAGGACAACAGAGAUGAAGUUCUUGACAAGGCAGAAAAGGAUUUAGCUUCUGUGACAGAGCAAUAUAUGUUCAAGUUGGUGAAAGAACUGCAAGGGACGGAUUUCUGGAAGCUAAGACGAGCGUACUCUCCUGGGGUACAGGAAUACGUUGAAGCCGCAACAUUCUGUAAAUUCUGCAGAACUGGGACUCUUUUAAAUCUGGAUGAAAUAAAUGCUACUCUGUUGCCGCUAAGUGAACCAUCUGUUGAGCCUUUGCAAAUAAAUGUCCUUGACUAUUUGCUGGGGCUUGCAGAUUUGACUGGGGAGCUGAUGCGAUUGGCGAUUGGGCGAAUAUCAGAUGGUGAGCUUGAAUAUGCCAAGAAGAUAUGUGAGUUUGUUCGUGAUAUCUACAGGGAGCUGACCCUUAUUGUCCCAUAUAUGGAUGAUAGUUCUGACAUGAAAACAAAGAUGGAUACAAUGCUCCAAAGCGUGGUGAAAAUAGAAAACGCUUGCUUUGGUGUCCAUGUGAGAGGAUCUGAAUAUACCCCGCUGGUGGGAUCCAGUGAGCCAAGUUCUUUUUUGUUGAGGGUAUCUGAUGUCGAAAUAUAAAGUAUUUUCUUCUCUGAGAUACUUUUUUCUCUUUUUACUACCUACGGUACCUUUUUUUUGGUUAAUUUUAUGCUAGUUGCAUUAGAGUUUUCCCUGAGGCAGGGCAGUCUCUUUGUCCAGUAAUGCUUAGAAGAGAUGUGUUUUUUUUCCUUGCCAAUGGAAGUAUUUUGAAUCACUUAAGGGGGCAAGAUUUGUCCACAUGACUUCCUUCCCUGCCUUGCAAAUCGUCGUCCUAGGAAAUCUAGUUUGUUCAUAUGCUGCAAUAUUUGUGAUAGACAGUCAUGGUGUUGCAAAGAGGCAGACAUAAUUAGCUGGACCUUAAGGGAAAUAGUUCCUUGAAGAGUUUGAAAGGAGCUGCAAGUAAGUGUGCUACUAAUGGUUGAAUUUGAAGCAAUGAAAUCCUUCCAAAGAUCAAAUGACAGGAUGCUUGAAUGAGAAUUUUGAAACGCUCCCUUUCUGCUUAUCCCAGAGUUUGCCAAUUGUGUAAGAUCAUGUAAAUCUUGGUAAUUUUACAUUGUGAACUUGUAAAUCUUGGCAGGCAGCAGCUUUUCAAAUAGGAAGAGCUUGCCCUGGUUUACUUGUUAAA